AUGGAAGAAUUGCAAAAUUCAAUUUAUCAAGAACUUGAACAAACAGGAGUUCUUGACUAUUGUAAUUGCCCGAGGAUGGCACUAUCUUGCGCCAUCCUCGGGCAAUUCAAAAAUGGCCCCACACCGGGAAUUGAACCCACGUGUGGGGCCAUUUUUGGUACCUGGAAGUCGAUGUUCUCCACAUACCAAAAAUGGCCCCACACGUGGGUUCAAUUCCGGUGUGGGCCAUUUUUUUGAAUUGCCCGAGGAUGGCGCAAGAUAGCGCCAUCCUCGGGCAAUUACUAUAUAUAAGAGCUGCAUUAAGAGCCAAAAUUUUCCAAGCUGUGGAUAUGCAUGAAAGCAAAGCAGGCUUCAAACGCCCAGAAACCAAAAAGAUUUUAGAAACAGAAAUCGGACAAAUAUGUUCUGAGCUUGCACGAAAUUUUUUAGAGUGCUUUAAAAUUAAGCAUACUUUGGAUAUAUUUUUACAAGAAAGCCAAAUUCCAGCAGGAAAUGAAAGCGUUCAGCAGCUUGAGCGUAUUUUUGGUGUAAAAUCAGCGCCGAAUAGGCCAAUUUUACUAGCAAUUGUUGAAGGCCUUUUCCCUCCAGGUGAUGAAGAAAUUGAAGGGACAACUGAGGACUCUGAAGAGGAAGAAGAAGAGCCAGAGCUUCCAAAUGUCUCAAAUAAAAACCAGCAAAAGCCUCCAGGCCAUAUGUCUCCAAGAUCCCAGCGAAUGUACCAAGACCAUCAUCUUGAAUCAGGAUCUUCAAUAGAAGAAAAUAUCGAAUCCAGAGAAUCAAUUGAAGAUUAUAAGCAUGACGAACUUGUCGAGUCUGGUGGAACAUCAUCAUUGGGCUAUGACCAAAGCGUGAAUUCCUUAGCUUUGAAGAUAAGAAAUAAAAUGGUGAUGUCGACGGAAAUUGGACUCCGAGGCUCACCUCCUAUGGAGCUGGUAGGACCCAUUGCUGAUGAAGCUGAAGAUACAGGUCUCACUCCUGUCCUAAGUAGGCCUUCAGUUGUGGGGAAGCCGUGCCGAAGAGUUCGAUUACAUUGAGCCAAUAAAGAAGCCAAAACGGUAA
Molecule: messenger RNA, 1059 nt
Organism: Blepharisma stoltei
Lineage: Eukaryota; Ciliophora; Heterotrichea; Heterotrichida; Blepharismidae
Source: the annotation of a GenBank genome assembly